Messenger RNA from Ostrinia furnacalis (Asian corn borer), 920 nucleotides. It is a transcript of the gene Secp43, whose product is annotated as tRNA Selenocysteine associated protein. Lineage: Eukaryota; Metazoa; Arthropoda; Insecta; Lepidoptera; Crambidae. The record is from RefSeq and is a predicted model, not a curated record. Gene Ontology annotation, molecular function: RNA binding. The annotation marks the transcript as partial. The transcript has 4 exons.
ACAUCCGGGCUUACGAGGUUAAAGAACUGUGGAACUUAUUUACAUGAUAUUAAUACAUACAAACUUAACCAUCAACAGACUGAUGAAGAAGCAAUAGAUGCGAUGCACAAAUUGAACGGCAAACCGAUCCCAGGCACGUUUCCUGUAGUCCGAUUCAGGUUGAACACAGCAUCCAGGGAGGCUCGUGCGAACAUGCAACAGGAACGAGAGUUCUCCGUGUGGGUUGGAGACUUGAGCCCUGAUGUUGACGAUUAUUCCUUGUACAGAGUAUUUGCAGCAAAGUAUAAUUCCAUUAAAACGGCUAAAGUAAUACUGGACAGCUCAGGAUACACAAAGGGCUAUGGUUUCGUCCGAUUUGGCAACGAAGAUGAACAGCGGAAUGCUUUAUACGCCAUGAACGGAUAUACUGGAUUAGGCAGUAAGCCCCUUAAGAUCUGUACCGCAGUGCCUAAGCCCAAAGGCGCUGUGACCACGCCAUCGGCCACACCCACUACUGCCAGUGCAACAUACAGCAGCGGGACGGAGUACAACCAAUAUUAUGAUCCGUCUGCCUAUUGGCAAAAUUACUCAGCGUGGUCUGGCUACUAUGGGCAGGGCGACCAAGCGGCGGUGGCGCAGGCGCCGGUGGCCGACGCCGCCCAGGCCGCCGCCGUCAAGGCGCAAAAUGACGAACUGGCUCUCGUUGAGCACAAGAGGACCAUAGACGUGGACGCUAUGAAUUGCGAGUUCCUAAACCCCGAACUGUCUUUGUGGGACAGUCUGGAGUCCUCCCAGUGGCUACCCCACGAGGUUGUCGAAGUUCACUGACAAGAAGAAGACCAAUACGAGGUGCUGGAUGAGUGAUGUGAUAUUAUGCCAGGACCGUAGUGAUGUAAUGAUAAGUUAAUUUUAAUCUUUAUAAUAUAGAAUAAAUACAUGAA